Molecule: messenger RNA, 1074 nt
Organism: Peronospora matthiolae
Lineage: Eukaryota; Oomycota; Peronosporomycetes; Peronosporales; Peronosporaceae
Source: the annotation of a GenBank genome assembly
AUGGAACGGGUGGUUCUGCCCAAUGGUGACGAACGCGACAUCGAGAUCAAGGACGCACUGUUCGUACCAAGUAUGAGCAAGAAUCUGCUUUCGGUGCCACAGAUCAGCAAGGGUGGCAGGUUCCAAGUCGUGUUCGAUGGAUCCAAGAUGCAAGUGAAGCGCAAGAAUUCCACACAAGUCGUGGCAACAGCGGAUCUCGUCGAUGGACUUUACUGGCUGCGGACUCCUCAACGAUCGGCAAAUGCAGCAACACGCAAUGGGACCAUCGACUUGCAUGCGCGCAUGGGUCAUGCACCCCUCGAAGUUCUGCGCAAGAUGGUGGCCACUGGCAUGAUCAAGGACGCCAAGGCACCUCUCAACUCGACUAGUCCAAGUGUGUGUCGCGGUUGCCAGCAAGGAAAGAUGGUCCAAAAACCAUUCCCAACCAACCGUGACAAACGCCAAUAUGGUGUGUUCGAGUUGCUGCACUUCGACAUCUGCGGGCCAAUGGAACAAGUCUCGAUCGGCGGCAGCAAAUACUUACUGCUUGUGGUUGACGAAGCUAGCGGUUGCAUGAAGGGCUUCUGUCUGCGGUCCAAGUCUGAGAGUGACGACUGUAUCAAGAACCACAUCAUCAAGAUUCAAACUCAGUUCGGCACGAAGAUCAAGUUUGUUCGGCACGAUGGAGUGCAUGAGUUUGCGACCAACUCCAUCAAGACCUUCUACGAAGAUCAUGGUAUCGAACAACAGAUCACGGUGCCGUAUGCACACCAGACCAACGGCACCGCAGAACGCGCGAUAAGGACCAUCGUCACGAUCGGACGCAGCUUGUUGCAUCAUGCAAAACUGGAGAAGUGUUUCUGGGCUGAAGCGGCAAUGACGGCGAUCUACAUCAAGAACCGCCUGCCUUCACCCAAGAUCGACCACAAGACUCCGUUCGAAAUCGUGUACAAGUCGAAACCAAGUGUCAAGCACAUGCGCGUGUUUGGAUGUCGGGCGUUUAUCCUGACACCAAGGGAGAAUGUUGACGGUCAUCGGUUUCUACCAGUAUUGGUAACCGUGACCGAUCCAAUCCGAACCGCCUGUUCAGCUUAG